UCAGCUAAGUCAUCAUCAUGAUCCAAAAUGUCAUUGUGAUACAUCAAAACUCACUUCUUGUGUAGCCUGUCAAACAUCAGAAUGUGAAAUGUGUAAUGAAAUGAAAUUUUCUUUUCAGUUCUUCGUUUUUCCACCUGGAGUUGCUAAAAUACCAACACAAAUAAAUAAAGUCUGCAUGGGACUUACAAAUGCUCAAAACUUGAGGGAACGUUUAGCCAAUUUAAAUGGCAAGUUCUAGUUUUAUAAAUCCUAACUUUUGCAUAAGAAACAGCUUUCAUAUAUGUGGCCGAGCAUAAGGAAGUUUUAUACAUGUGGCCCUACUGAGCAGUUGUAAUAAAGGACAUAAAAUUAACAAAUUAAGUGUGUUUUCCAAGUACAACAAAAGUUUUAUAAUUGCUUAUGCUGAUCAAAGGUUGUUCCUAAUUUCAGCCAUCAUGUAUUUAAUGUGAGUUAAUGUUGAUAAUAAGGCAGCAAAUUGAAAAUAAGUGCUUUUUUUUUUUUUCCUUUUUGUUUUAAAUUUUACACAGGAAAGAAAAAUCACUGCAGUGUGGAAUGUGGCAGAGAAUUCUCUAACAGGAGUGCUCUUCAGAGACACAUGAGAGUUCACACCGGAGAGAAGACAUAUUGCUGUAAUGAAUGUGGCAAACAGUUUUCACAAAUGAGCAGUCUUCAGAACCACACGAGAGUUCACACCGGAGAGAAGCCAUAUUGCUGUAAUGAAUGUGGCAAACAGUUUUCACAAAUGAGCAAUCUUCAGAUACACACGAGAGUUCACACCAGAGAGAAGCCAUAUUGCUGUAAUGAAUGUGGCAAACAGUUUUCACAAAUGAGCAAUCUUCAGAGACACACGAGAGUUCACACCAGAGAGAAGCCAUAUUGCUGUAAUGAAUGUGGCAAACAGUUUUCACAAAUGAGCAAUCUUCAGAGACACACGAGAGUUCACACCAGAGAGAAGCCAUAUUGCUGUAAUGAAUGUGGCAAACAGUUUUCACAAAUGAGCCAUCUUCAGAAACACACAAGAGUUCACACCAGAGAGAAGCCAUAUUGCUGUAAUGAAUGUGGCAAACAGUUUUCACAAAUGAGCCAUCUUCAGAUACACACAAGAGUUCACACCGGAGAGAAGCCAUAUUGCUGUAAUGAAUGUGGCAAACAGUUUUCACAAAUGAGCUCUAUGAAGGACCACACUAGAGUUCACACCCGAGAGAAGCCAUAUUGCUGUAAUGAAUGUGGCAAACAGUUUUCAUAUAUGAGCAAUCUUCAGAAACACACAAGAGUUCACACCAGAGAGAAGCCAUAUUGCUGUAAUGAAUGUGGCAAACAGUUUUCACAGAUGGAGCAUCUUCAGAGUCACACAAGAGUUCACAAAAGAAUAAAAACAGUAGCAAUUCAAAAAUCAUUCCAGAAAAACAAGAACCCUUCAGGACUCAAGAGUGAGGUUCAGUCGUGUCCUGAAAACUAAGCAAACUAAACUAUUGUUGAGAAAUGAAUCUCAAAGAUAGAUAGACAGAUACUUUAUUAAUCCCAAUGGGAAAUUCACAUAAUUCUUUGCAUUUAUAUAGCGCUUUUCUCACUACUCAAAGCGCUCUGCAAUUGCAGGUUAAGGGCCUUGCUCAAGGGCCCAACAGAGCAGAGUCCCUUUUGGCAUUUUACAGGAUUCGAACCGGCAACCUUCUGAUUGCCAGUGUAGAUCCCUAGCCUCAGAGCCACCACUCCGCCGUUUAAAAAGAGAGGCCAUAUUGCUGUUUGGAACGUGGCAAACAAAUCUGUGAGAGCAGUACACUUCAGAGACGCACCAGAAUUCACACCGGAGAGAAGUACAACUGAACUGUCCUGACUUAAGAGUGAGGUUCACUCCUGCCUGGACAGUAAGCACAUGUAACUGACUCAAAUCCAUCCUACUUAGUGUUGUGUCAAAAACAAAUCAACAUGGAGUAGAAAUAGAAGUUUAUAUCCUUUUUCCUUUUCCAGAAACAAAAUAAAGAACAGGGCGUCAUACAAAUGGCUUCUCACCAAAGCCCCUACAUCCUCCACCAUGUGCCUAGCUCUGUUUUCAUAACGUACGUAUUACAUAUAGAACUAUCCAUUCAUCUAUCCAUUUUCCAACCCGCUGAAUCCAAACACAGGGUCACGCGGGUCUGCUGGAGCCAAUCCCAGCCAACACAGGGCACAAGGCAGGAACCAAUCCUGGGCAGGGUGCCA
Erpetoichthys calabaricus (reedfish) is the source of this 2199-nucleotide messenger RNA. RefSeq names its product zinc finger protein 239-like. The transcript is spliced from 2 exons. The record is from RefSeq and is a predicted model, not a curated record. Lineage: Eukaryota; Metazoa; Chordata; Cladistia; Polypteriformes; Polypteridae. Bases 596 to 1459 code for a protein of 287 amino acids. Gene Ontology annotation, biological process: regulation of cytokine production; regulation of immune system process; negative regulation of transcription by RNA polymerase II.